Molecule: messenger RNA, 2736 nt
Organism: Tachysurus vachellii
Lineage: Eukaryota; Metazoa; Chordata; Actinopteri; Siluriformes; Bagridae
Gene: pigk
Product: phosphatidylinositol glycan anchor biosynthesis, class K
Exons: 11
Coding region: 58-1233 (391 amino acids)
Biological process (GO): protein localization to cell surface; proteolysis; attachment of GPI anchor to protein
Cellular component (GO): GPI-anchor transamidase complex
Molecular function (GO): GPI-anchor transamidase activity
Source: RefSeq, a predicted model, not a curated record
AUCCGUGUUAGCUACUUCCGGGUGUAAACGCCGAAGCUCUCCAUCGGGCUAGCCGUCAUGGCUACUUUCAUAUUCGUAACACUAUACGCUUUUAUAAACUGCUUUAUUUUUUUGCCAGUCGCACACAGCAACAGUGUUGAGACAAAAGCCACUCAGUUCUUCGGCAGCGGUCACACAAACAACUGGGCAGUGCUGGUUUGCACUUCGAGGUUCUGGUUCAACUAUCGGCACGUUGCCAACGUGCUGUCGGUGUACAGGAGCGUGAAGAGACUGGGCAUCCCAGACAGUCACAUCGUUCUGAUGUUAGCCGACGACAUGGCCUGCAACCACAGGAACCCCAAACCUGCUACCGUGUUCAGCCACAAGAACAUGGAGCUGAACGUCUACGGAGAUGACGUGGAGGUGGAUUACCGCGGAUACGAGGUGACCGUGGAGAAUUUCCUGCGAGUUCUGACUGGACGACUCCCAGCUAGCACGCCGCGCUCCAAACGCUUACUGAGCGACGACCGCAGCAACAUCCUCAUCUACCUCACAGGUCACGGUGGGAACGGCUUCCUAAAGUUCCAGGACUCGGAGGAGAUCAGCAACGUGGAACUGGCUGAUGCAUUCGAGCAGAUGUGGCAGAAGCGAAGGUAUAACGAGCUCCUGUUUAUAAUCGACACGUGCCAGGGGGCGUCCAUGUACGAGAGGUUCUACUCACCCAAUAUCAUGGCUCUGGCCAGCAGCCAAGUGGGAGAGGACUCGCUUUCACACCAGCCGGAUCUCGCCAUUGGCGUUCAUCUGAUGGACAGAUACACCUUCUACCUGCUUGAGUUCCUGGAAGACAUCCAUCCUGCCAGUCAGACCAACAUGAACGAUCUGUUUAAAGUGUGUCCACCGAGCCAGUGUGUGUCCACUCCGGGUCACCGCACCGACCUGUUCCUGCGAGACCCCAGCAGCGUCCUGAUCACCGACUUCUUCGGAAGCGUACGCAAGGUGGAGCUCACGCGGGAGGUGGUGAACCUGACCACACCCACAGAGGAAACGUCCACAAUCACGUCUGUUGCUGGACUACAUGAGAAGAGCGAGACGCUGUCUUACGCAGACCAGUUACCAGUGGCUGAAAUCAUCCAUCGGAAACCCAAACAGAAGGACUGGCAUCCUCCAGACGGCUUCAUCCUCAGCCUGUGGACACUCAUCCUGCUGGUCUUCUUCAAAUCCUACGGCAUCAAACAGCUCAAACACAUCUUCUGAACCGCGCCGGCGUUUCUCCCUCGUGUGUACUCGCCGCGUCGGCUCGAGCUUUUCCGCCGAGCCCGUGCUUUGAAAAGAUUUUUUUUUUUUUUUUAAAUUUAUUUAUUAUUGAAAUAAAGCAUCGUGAGUGCCGGGACACACUUUUAAAAGGCGACACGUUCUGACUACUGACUCUUGACGGUCCUUUGUUGUGCUGUCACAGGAUGUAAAUCUGAUUACAUUCCAGCACAAGGGAGUUUUUUUGGUGGGAGGAUGAGGAGAAGGAGGGGGUAUUUUACCACAAUUUUUUCCUUAGUUUCGUAUUUAAUAAAAAAAAAAAAAAAAAAAAAACGCUCGGAUGCAGUCGACCAAGGACGAACUCGCUUUGAACCUCGGCUCAGCGUGCUUUAAAUGCCACAGACGUCGUACUCGGAAACUCUCUGAGACCUGAAACACGGAAGCGUCGCUCUCAGACUUCUAUCUGAUUAGAAUUUGUGCACAAAUUAACGAACAAUUAACAAUAAAAAAUUAACAAUUAACAAACUCUAAGAGGUACCGGUUUAGUGCCGGACAAACUGCAUGUAGGAAUCAUUUAGUAUAGUUUAGCAUCUCAGCAUGAAACGCAUACUCGGGUCCUUUAUGACGUAGUAGGAAAGUCUGAUUGGUCGCGAGAUGUUUAACACCCUGUCUGUCUCUGGUUUCUAUAGAAACAACCGGCGGUACGACGCCCCCUUAUUUAAGGCUUACGACAUAGAAAUAAGAAAGAAAACCUGUUUCAGCGAGGAGAUUUAGGGAAGGAGUCUCCAGCGUCAGGUUUUUCUUGUUCCAGAGAAGCUGGUGAGUGUCCACAGCAUUAAAGGCAACCGAACGGAUUAAAGGUACCAUUUAAUCGAGGUUUAAUCAGUAAACCUCACGUGGCGUAGGAGGCCGUAUCUGUACCUCAAGCUGUUUUCAGUCAAUAAGAGCACUUUUUUUUUCUUCUCUUUUCAUUAUUUUCAUAACGUCUGGGAUUAAAUUAACUCUCGUUGUGGAAUCUUUGCACAUGUGCAAAUGAAAGUUGUUUUUUUUUUUUUCCCCUCUUUCUCUCAUUCCUCUCGUCUGCACGUCGGUCUAAUGCACCGGAUCAUGCAAAAAUAUCCUGCACUAUACAAAAAUAUCAGCCACUAAAAAUCUCUGUAUUAUGAAACAGAGGCUUUUUGUUAAACAAGGUUUUUCUAUUUAUUAGUAAAGAUGAAAAAGAAAUGCUGAGUGCUGUUUUUUUUUUUUCUUUCUUUUUUUCUUUCUUUUCUUGUUCUCGAAGCUUUCAACUCCACAUAAAUGAUUAUAUCAAGCAAGUAAUGUAAUUUUCUGUUGAAUUGAAAGUUGUAGCCUUUAGUCCAUUCUGGGUUUAUUCAGAUCUUACUGGACCUUAGUGGAUCUUACUGGAUACACUGUGCUGAGGAAACCUGAAAUGAUUGAGAAUAUCUCAUGCUAUAUAGCGAUACUCUGAAAUUUUGACCAAUAAAAAUGUAAGAAUGCUGAAAA